AUUAGAAUUAACAGAAUCUAUUGGAAAAUGUCUGAUUUUGAUGAAAAUGAUUUCGAUAGUUUAAGAGAUAUUCAUGAUAUUCACGAUGAAAUUGAGAAAUACAAAAGGAACCCUGAAACUUCUGGAAUGUUUGUUUCUGGCUGGGAUGAUGCCGAUCAAGACGUUGAUUUGGUCAAGGAUCCGAAAGCCAAUCCAGUAGACCAUGUAUUAUGGGCCGCCGAAAAUGGUGAACAUGACACUCUGACAGACAUAUUAACAUCUCAACCAGGACUAGUGUUUGUGCAAGAUUCUGAUGGUUAUUCCCCCCUUCAUCGGGCUGCUUAUGGUAACCAUUUAGCUUGCAUAUGUUACUUACUCAGUGCAGGAGCUAGAGUGACUUCUACAACUGAACAUGGAUGGACUCCUUUACAUUCUGCAUGUAAUUGGAAUAAUUAUAAAGCUGCUGCAAGGCUACUGGCUGCUGGGGCAGAUCCUACUGCUCUGUCUGAAGGAGGCCAGACACCACUGCACUUAGCAGCAGCGAUUAGUCAUUGCAAAUCAACAUUACUAAUUUUGAUGCUUCGUGAUGAUAUAGUUGAUGUAGCUAAGACACGAAAUAAGUCUAAUGAAAGACCAGAACAGUUGGCGUUAGGUCAUGGAAUAUAUGCACCAUUAUUUGAAAUGGCAUUACCAGCAGCAUCAUACAUCCGGUCCCCAGCUUUUACAUAUAAUCCUUAUGUUAGAGAACAAAUAAAAUAAAAAAAUUUGUUAAACAAA
Molecule: messenger RNA, 756 nt
Organism: Achroia grisella
Lineage: Eukaryota; Metazoa; Arthropoda; Insecta; Lepidoptera; Pyralidae
Gene: Ankrd49
Product: ankyrin repeat domain-containing protein 49-like
Exons: 3
Coding region: 28-738 (236 amino acids)
Molecular function (GO): protein binding
Source: RefSeq, a predicted model, not a curated record